CGCCGAAUCAGUGCUGCGGCGACGACGCGGCCGGUGGUUUCGCUGCGCCUGCGCGCUAGGGAGAGCUGCGCGGGCUGGGCGCUGUGUGCGGGCGGGGCUGGCGCUACUCUCACCCUGGUAACAGCGGCCGCUGCGGAGCCGCCCCUGGCCCGGCACCAUGCAGGGGGAGGACGCCAGAUACCUCAAGAGGAAGGUGAAAGGAGGUAACAUAGAUGUACACCCCUCCGAAAAGGCCCUUAUUGUUCAUUAUGAAGUGGAAGCAACUAUUCUUGGAGAAAUGGGGGACCCUAUGUUGGGGGAGCGCAAGGAGUGUCAAAAAAUUAUUCGGCUGAAGAGUCUUAAUGCAAACACAGAUGUUGCUUCCCUGGCUCGAAAGGUGGUGGAGGAAUGCAAGCUCAUUCACCCCUCCAAGCUAGCGGAAGUGGAGCAGCUGCUGUACUACCUGCAGAACCGCAGAGAUGCCUCUUCUGGGAAAGAAAAGAAAGAGAAAUCUAGUAAACCGAAGGAUCCACCACCUUUUGAAGGAAUGGAGAUUGAUGAAGUAGCCAAUAUCAAUGACAUGGAUGAGUACAUUGAGUUACUGUAUGAGGAUAUUCCUGAUAAGGUGCGUGGCUCUGCCCUUAUCUUACAACUUGCCAGGAACCCUGAUAAUUUGGAAGAAUUGCUGCUCAAUGAAACUGCACUGGGUGCAUUAGCCAGAGUGCUGAGAGAAGACUGGAAACAAAGUGUGGAACUUGCUACUAAUAUUAUUUAUAUUUUCUUUUGCUUUUCAAGUUUUUCUCAGUUUCAUGGACUAAUCACACACUACAAAAUUGGAGCUCUGUGUAUGAACAUCAUAGAUCAUGAGCUGAAGAGACAUGAGCUCUGGCAGGAGGAACUCGCCAAGAAGAAGAAAGCUGUUGAUGAAGAUCCUGAGAAUCAAACCCUGAAAAAGGACUACGAGAAAACCUAUAAAAAGUACCAGGGGCUGGUUGUCAAGCAGGAACAGCUGCUGCGAGUUGCUCUUUAUCUGCUGCUGAACCUUGCUGAGGACACACGUACAGAGCUGAAGAUGAGGAACAAGAACAUUGUAUACAUGCUAGUGAAAGCACUGGACCGAGAGAACUUUGAGCUGCUUAUUCUGGUGGUGUCAUUCCUGAAGAAACUUAGCAUUUUUAUGGAGAACAAAAAUGACAUGGUUGAAAUGGAUAUUGUGGAAAAACUGGUGAAAAUGGUACCAUGUGAGCAUGAAGACCUGCUGAAUAUCACCCUUCGACUUCUACUGAACCUCUCCUUUGACACGGGCCUGAGAAACAAGAUGGUCCAAGUUGGGCUGCUUCCCAAACUCACUGCACUUCUAGCAAAUGAAAGCUACAAACAGGUAGCAAUGUGUGUUCUGUAUCACAUAAGCAUGGACGACCGCUUUAAAUCGAUGUUUGCGUACACAGACUGUAUACCACAGUUAAUGAAGAUGCUCUUUGAGUGCCCUGAUGAACGCAUUGACCUGGAGCUCAUUUCCUUCUGCAUUAACCUUGCUGCUAACAAGAGAAAUGUGCAACUUAUCUGUGAAGGAAACGGAUUGAAGCUGUUAAUGAAGAGAGCUCUGAAGUUCAAGGAUCCAUUGUUGAUGAAGAUGAUCAGGAACAUUUCACAACAUGAUGAGCCAACCAAAAACCUGUUUGUUGAUUAUGUUGGUGACUUAGCAGCUCAAAUCUCUAAUGAUGAAGAGGAGGAAUUUGUGAUAGAAUGCCUGGGAACACUGGCUAAUCUGACCUUACCUGACCUGGACUGGGAGCUUGUGCUGAAAGAGUACAAACUGGUUCCAUACCUCAAGGAUAAACUAAAACCUGGUUCUGCAGAAGAUGACCUUGUCUUGGAAGUGGUGAUCAUGAUUGGAACUGUAUCUAUGGAUGACUCCUGUGCUGCUAUGCUGGCCAAAUCUGGAAUUAUUCCAGCACUCAUUGAACUUCUAAAUGCUCAGCAGGAAGAUGAUGAGUUUGUCUGCCAAAUCAUCUAUGUCUUUUACCAAAUGGUCUUUCACCAAGCCACCAGAGACGUCAUCAUCAAGGAGACCCAGGCUCCAGCAUAUCUUAUAGACCUGAUGCAUGACAAAAAUGCUGAGAUCCGCAAAGUCUGUGAUAACACACUGGAUAUUAUAGCGGAAUAUGAUGAAGAGUGGGCUAAGAAGAUCCAGAGUGAGAAAUUCCGAUGGCACAACUCUCAGUGGCUGGAGAUGGUAGAGAGUCGACAGAUGGACGAGAGUGAGCAGUACCUCUAUGGGGAUGACCGCAUUGAGCCCUACAUCCAUGAAGGGGAUAUUCUAGAAAGACCUGACCUUUAUUACAAUUCAGAUGGCCUGAUAGCCCCUGAUGGAGCAGUGAGUCCAGAUUUCUUCAGUGAUUAUCACCUCCAAAAUGGAGACUUAGUCGGGCAACAUCCCUUCUCCAGCAGGGACUGGAGAAGAGGUGUGUCUGGAGAUGGUGAGGACAGGACCCUCCAUGGUCUCAUUUGGCUCAAGCCUGCUAUUGAGAAGGCCAUACCUAGUGCUCCCUGGUAGUCUGCUGGAUGACCGCAGCUGCUGCAGAGAGACCUGGAAAGUGAGGCAGUCUUGAAGAUCACAUGCCAGUUCCCCAAAGGGCUUUGUAAAAGCGUCGCGGAACUUUGGAGUGGUUCCAGUAAGGAAGGGGGAGCCAGUGCAGGCCGCAGACCAUGCUCUUUAGCUCGCCCCCACCCUAAGCAGACAGGACACUAAAGCAUGUACCAGUGUUGUUUGACUCCUCACCUUCCUGAGGAAUUUGUUCAACAUGGCACUCCAGGCCUUCCCCAGGGCCGUGGUGAAUUAGUGAAGUGUGACAAUAGCACUCCUGGUUCAGGGAGAAAAAGACAGCUCUCCAAACCACUGCAUUCUGAUUUGGAGCAGAGCGCUAGUAGGCCAGGUCUACAAUACAAACUCAUGCUGGUAGUUGUCUGUCAGAAGCAUGAAGAUGUGUGAUCCAAGACUAACACAGCUGUGCCGUAGACGUGGUUAUUCUGGCAAAAUUGCACUCU
Molecule: messenger RNA, 3027 nt
Organism: Dermochelys coriacea (leatherback sea turtle)
Lineage: Eukaryota; Metazoa; Chordata; Testudines; Dermochelyidae
Gene: KIFAP3
Product: kinesin associated protein 3
Exons: 20
Coding region: 158-2536 (792 amino acids)
Biological process (GO): microtubule-based movement; cilium organization
Cellular component (GO): axoneme; kinesin II complex; ciliary transition zone
Molecular function (GO): kinesin binding
Source: RefSeq, a predicted model, not a curated record